AUGUCGGCCAGAAAGUUCCGUAAAACCGGAUCAGUGUAUAAAAUUGCCGCUACUAACGAUGCUAUCUUAGAACGCGAGCUGUUCGGCAUUAGCAGCAGAGCGGAUCUAAGAAGCACGUCGGAGAUAAGCAAUGCAGUAAAUGCUAGCAGCAUUCAGGAGUCCAUGGCCAUUGGUUUAUUGAACGAAAUUGACAGUUCGGCGGAACUAGCGAAUGAAGAUGUUUCAGAUUACGAUUCUGAAGACGAUGAUGUGCAGCAUUGGGUAACCAUUGAAGACGAUAGUGACGAAAGUGAAAACGAAAAUUUUGUGGAAAGUUACCCGUCAACUGUGCCUGCUUCUAAGUGGGACGGAGUUGAAAUUCAAGAAUGCAUCAGAUGUUGGGCAUUGAGCACACAUCAAACUCACGAAGCGCUGAAUGGGUUGUUAGAGAUACUACGCAAGAAAACGCAGUUUAAAUUUCCAAAGGAUGCACAAACUCUACUACAAACCCAACCUGGUACUCAGCAAAUAGUGCGUAUAGCGGGAGGCGAGUAUUGGUACCACGGAAUCGCGACAUGUUUACUGCAAUAUUUUGGACGUGUUCAACCAAAAACGACAUCGUUCUCUCUUAACGUGUCCAUCGAUGGUCUUCCGCUGCAUAAUAGCGGCCUAACACAGUUUUGGCCCAUUCUGAUCAAUAUACAAGAAGAACCGAACAUACCCUGCAUGAUUGUAGCCAUUUUCUGCGGAUCAACCAAGCCACUUUCUACAGAAGAGUAUUUACGUCCGUUUGUCACAGAACUGAAGGACUUAAUGGAAAAUGGAAUCAUCAUUGCUGACAAACUAAUCCAAAUACGCGUGCGUGCUUUUAUUGCGGACUCUCCAGCCCGUGCAUUUAUCAAAGGCACUGCAAACUAUAAUGCCAAAAGUGGUUGUCAUAAAUGUACAGUCUUAGGAGAAUAUCACCAUGGCUUUCGGGUGGUCAUUCGCGUUAUAUUUGCAUUCGAUGACAUCGAAGGAGGAAGUAAUGAAAAAGAAUCUCCUAAUGAAGCUGGCUCCUUCAUUCGGUUAUCUUUCUUUGGCGCGGACAUGAUGCAGCUUGAAAUACAGUUUAUAAAACAGGAGCACUAUACAACAUAA
Anopheles marshallii is the source of this 1119-nucleotide messenger RNA. RefSeq lists its product as uncharacterized. Bases 1 to 1119 code for a protein of 372 amino acids. NCBI's taxonomy places the organism in Eukaryota, Metazoa, Arthropoda, Insecta, Diptera, Culicidae. The record is from RefSeq and is a predicted model, not a curated record. The transcript has 6 exons.